Molecule: messenger RNA, 1053 nt
Organism: Nerophis lumbriciformis (worm pipefish)
Lineage: Eukaryota; Metazoa; Chordata; Actinopteri; Syngnathiformes; Syngnathidae
Gene: hwa
Product: huluwa
Source: RefSeq, a predicted model, not a curated record
AAAAGCCGCACUAACCCAAAAUGGCCCACGUUGAUUGACACGUCAAAGCACGUGCGUUGCAGACACGCGUGGAUGUUUUUCCACAUCUCUAAUAUAGUCACCUUUUUCAUGUCCUGUGGAAUGAAAUGUCACGUCAGAGCACCUCCCCUAACCUGAGUGAAGGGUACCCAGUGACAAACCUCACCCUGGUGGUCCUCCUGCUCAUCCCGGCUGUUGUCCUCCUGCUGCUCCUCAACUGCGUCUUCCUGGGCUACAAGCUCUUCCUGCUGUCCAAGAGGGGCCGGGAGACCACCGAGGACUUCCCGCUGAAAAGAGCCCGCAGGAGCUCGUCGCCCGACGUGGAGGUCUUCCCCACGCGGAUGGCGUACAUGUCACUGUCCGAGCCCGCCUUGCCUCACCCGGUGACCUCCUCCAGGGCUUCGUCGAGGGUCGGAGGGGAGCACAGGAUACGGCUUCUGAUGCCGGAUGGGGCUACCGGGUCAGGGUCCUGGAGGGCGCCGAGUAGCAUCCGGGCAUCCGGGGCGGGGAGACCCGACCUGGCCUCCGGGUCACGGACGCGAUGCAUCGACACGGCCGGGUGGCGUCACAGUGCGCCGGUGUUGCCCACGCAGUCCAGUGACUCGGAAGCCGGGGUCAGGCUGCACCUGGUUCCGCCCAACUCCCCCACGGAAAUUGGGCAUGUGGUUCAAGUCCAUCGCAGCAGCAGUGCCUACGAGUUGCUGAACGAGUGGAGCCCAGGCGAUGUGAACUUUGACAAAGUGGACAUGGAGUGCGAGUACAACAACCCAUCCUCAGAGGGAUCCUGCGUCAACACAUCUGCGGUGCAAGGUUCCGGCCUGGAUAGUGACUUUGGUGCCAGCGCAGGUGUGUCCCUGCGAAUUCUGUCAGCAGACAGCGACGGUUUGUCCAAUGGCGUGGUGUCGGCAUUGGAGUGGGACUAUUACGACCCCUGCUACGUCAGACAAAACAACGUGUCCAAACAUAAACACCAUCGACCCGCCAUGCACACAAAACAGUACUGGGUGUAAACAAAAAUAAAUAACCCAGCUUUCA